UUACAUGUCCCCCAAAACAAUGUGGGAAGGGAUGAAGGCUCCCCAGCAAGUUCAAAUCGACUCAGAAGCUAUGCAUCAAGAGAGGAUUAAGGUCGGCCCUUUUUGUGUUCCCAAUAAUGUUGUGGACGAACCUGACUUACAGUUGAUACAAUACGUUUUUGAGCGUUUAAGUGAUAGAUGUGAAAUUUUUUCGUCGCAUCGUUCUUUUCUGUAUCAAUCUCAAUUGACCACACUUAGACCAGGGGCUCAUUUGGAUUCAUCGGUAAUAGAUUUUUUUGCUGAUAUCCUCACUGACAAUGAAAGGAGAAACAAAAGUAAAGUUUCGAAUUGGUAUCUUCCGGUGAUGUUUUCGAAAGCACUCGAUAGUGGUGAUGUAAGUUUCUUCCUUGACUUUGUUCAGCGGAAUAAUAUGAGAGACAACUACAUGUCUGAAUCGGUGGAUUGUGAGAAGAUAUUUAUUCCUGUUCAUGUUGAGAAAAAUUCAUGUGGACAUUAUUAUCUAUAUAUUAUUCAUACGAAGAAUCAGGAAGUUGAAAUAUGGGAUUCUCUAUGUGAUCGAUUUAUGGAUGAAACUAAACGCGACCAAACAACAGAGAACCUGCUGCUUGCCAUGGAUAAUCUCUUUGAAAAUGUUAUGUUCACGAAAUUUGAUAGGAGAAUGGCGAGCAAUAUCUUAUUACAGCCUAAUGGACAUGAUUGUGGUAUAUUUGUUAUUAAUUAUAUGCAACAAUCAGAUCAUUAUGUGACGCAAAAUCCCUUAUUUCAGUUUGACAGUGAUAAAGAAAGGUUGGAUUUGGCUUUAAAGUUACUCAAGAGUAACCUGAAUAAUGAACAAGAAAGACUAUAUGAUGAAGCAGCAAGAAGUUAUGCAAAAGCCCAUAGUGAAGAAGAUUUAGAUUUACGUGGAACUAAAAGAAAGUGGGUUGAAGAUGUUGGAAGAGGAGGGGCAUACAUGGAAUUGGAUGAUUCUGAUAAUACAGUGAAGAGAAAAAAUGUUCGUUUGAAAACAGAAUGUUCUAGAGGUUAUUUGUUGCCGCCAAUUGAUUUAUUGGGAGAAGAGUUUCAAAGGUAUACUCAACAAAUAUGGAAAUGGAUAACAGAAGAUGAGGUGUCAGCCAUUGGGAUAUGGGGAAUGGGCGGAGCAGGGAAAACAGCUUUGGCAACUCAUGUGCAUAACAAACUUUUAGAAGAAGCUGGUGAUGACUUUGAGCAAAUUAUUUGGGUUACCGUGUCACAUUAUGAUGAUAGCAUUUGCAAGUUGCAAAAGGCCAUUGCAAGAUCAAUUAAUUUAGACAUAUCUGAUGAGUGUGAUGUCAAAAGGAUAUCAGGGAAAUUAUUGCAUGCAUUCAAACACAUAACUAGAUGUGUCGUCAUUUUAGAUGAUGUUUGGAAUCCUAUCUAUUUAGAAGAGGUUGGAUUUCCAGUUUCAAAUAAUGGGAUUAAAUUGAUUUUGACAACUCGAUUGUGGGAAGUGUGCCAAAGUAUGAAUUGUAUGAAGAACAUAAUAGAAGUAGAACCUCUAGGCAAAGAAGAUGGUUUUGAUUUGUUUAAAAAGACUCUUGGAGUCCAUCAAAUACAACCGAUUGGGGUGGAGCCUAAAGCAAGGGCGGUGGCAAAACAAUGUGAGCGUUUGCCCCUUGCAAUUGUUAUGAUAGCAAGAAGCAUGAAGGGAAAAGAGCACAUAAGAGAAUGGGAUCAUUUGUUGGAAUGCCUUCAAAACAAGGGUGACGAGCAAUAUCAUAUGGAUGAGAGGGUAUUUCAAGUAUUGAAAUCUAGUUAUUCUUUCUUAAAUGAUAAAUUGCAAAGGUUUUUUUUGUAUUGUGCAUUUAGUGUCAGCAAGACUGUUUGGGAUAGCGAUAUUGAGCCUUUGGUUAGAAGAUUUUGCUAUGGGGAAUGGACAGAUGGGACAAAGAGCUUCACGAUGCGAUAUAAUGAAGGUUAUGCCAUGUGGCAAAAGUUAAAAAAUAGCAGUUUGUUGUUGAAAAAGAAUGGGACAUGGAGAGUGCACACUUUACUUCAGGUCAUGGCUCUUACUAUUGCAAAGAAGACUGAAAAAAUCAUGACAAAACAUGGUAUGAAUUUAAUAGGAUUGUCAGAGAAUGGAAAAUGGAAUGAAAAUUUGCAGAAUGUUUUUCUAAGUAGAAGCAACGUACCGCAAAUUUUUAAUGAUACAUCUCCCAAGUGCUCUAAACUCUCCGCAUUACUUUUAGAUUCUAAUUUUUAUCUCAAAUGGAUUCCAGAUGAUUUUUUUAUUAACAUGCCUGCCCUUAAAAUACUUGAUUUGUCUCGGACAAGCAUUGGGCAUUUGCCCAAAUCUGUAUCUAACUUGGAAUGUCUCAUUGCAUUAUUACUUUCACGAUGUGGAGAAUUGAAGUAUGUCCCUUCAUUAGCAAAACUGCGGCGUUUAAUAGAGUUGGACCUUUCAUGUACUGCAAUCAGUGAAGAACCUUGUGGCUUGGAAUUGUUGGUCAAUCUUGAAUUGUUGAAUCUAGAAGGUACAGGUGGGUUCACAAUCUCAUCAUCAACAAUAUCCGAAUUGACCAAUCUACAGUCUCUGUUGAUGAGGUGCCACUCAACGUCAAUGGAUCUACGAGGUUUGAGAAAGCUGAAAGUUAUAUCAGUCACUUUUUGUGAUAUUGAAAAGUUUAAUGACUUUGUUAUAAGUUUCCUAGAUGAAGAUCGCGGACUCAAAGGUUAUUAUCUAAGUUUAGUCAUACCACCUUGUGAUGAUGAUGAUUCACUUGAUGAAGAAGCCUGCCACUUGAAAAGGGUGUUUUUAUGUGGUAUUGAUUGGGCAAAUAGAGUAGCGGUACUUCCAGGAGACGUCAAAGAGUUGAUUAUAAGCGAGUGCGACCAUUUGACAAGGACAACUUGCCUUUGCUGUGCUUUAUCAGUCCAAAAAAAUAAUAAUAAUUUACCAAAAAUUGAAUGGUUCGAAAUAAGGGCAUGCGAUGAGCUGGAGUACUUGUUCUGUGGCACUCCCACUUGCUCAUUUUGCGCCUCUGUCAUGUUAGUUGAAAGGCUGUACCUUGAUGAGUUGAAAAACUUGACACAAAUAGUGAUGCCACUUCCUCUGUCCUUGAAUAGCCUGUUCCUUUAUCUCAGAGAACUCCAUAUUCAGGAAUGUAGCGGAAUGACGAUUCUGAUGACGUCAGAAUUAUUAGCACAGCUCCAAAACCUAGAGACUAUUUCUGUUGCAGAUUGUGAGUCGAUGGAAGAAAUAAUUAGAGAGAAUGGCGAGGGACCAUGCUCUGUCCUUCUCUCCAAUGUUUUGAGGCCCGAUACUGUGAGAAACUAA
Molecule: messenger RNA, 3298 nt
Organism: Neltuma alba
Lineage: Eukaryota; Viridiplantae; Streptophyta; Magnoliopsida; Fabales; Fabaceae
Product: probable disease resistance protein At4g27220
Exons: 10
Coding region: 5-3298 (1097 amino acids)
Biological process (GO): proteolysis
Molecular function (GO): protein binding; cysteine-type peptidase activity; ADP binding
Source: RefSeq, a predicted model, not a curated record